UUAUACAACAGUAAUACACAUUGGUACAUUACACAUUAGACAUUUAUAUUUUAUAACUUAUACAUUUAUAUUACCCAGAUCUAAUAAUUAAUAAGUAUAAAAAUUUAAAUCGUGUUUUGUUUAAAGAAACUCAAAAACCCGACCAAGAAACCGCUGCAAGAUGGAAACCGUUAUUGGGAUUAAGUUCAAUGAUUUCGUGCUCAUCGCCACGGACAUGACGGCUGCCCACAGUAUUAUGGUCAUGAAAGAUGAUGAAGACAAAACGUACAACAUCACCAACAAUGUAGUGAUGGGUGUCACAGGUGAAGCAGGUGAUGUACCUAGAUUUGCAGAGUACAUCACUCAAAACGUCAAACUUUACCGCAUGCGUAAUGGAUACGAUUUGUCCAUUCCGGCUAUUGCGACUUUCACUCGUAAAACUGUUGCUGAACACCUUAGAAGCCAAAGUCCUUAUCAAGUAAACUUCAUGCUCGGAGGAUAUAAUCCAACUGAGAAAAAAUCACAUUUAUACUUCAUUGAUUAUUUGGGAGCUCAGGUUGAUGUUCCUUAUGGUGCUCAUGGAUAUGGUGGUAUGAUGACAAUCACAGUUAUGGAUCGUUACUACAAACCAGAUGCAAAUUAUCAAGAAGCAUACGAUCUCCUAAAAAAAUGCAUAUUAGAAGUACAAAAACGUUGUAUCAUCAACAUGCCCAAGUUUAAAGUUAAAAUAUCUUGUGCUGGAGGUGUACAAGAAUUGCCAAUAAUUACCAAGGAUAAUAUUGAACAAAAAAUCAUUGUUAAUGUAAAAGAGUAAAAUUAUUUCUGAUGUAUAUUUAUUUUUUGUCUUUUUUAAAACUUACAUUAUGAAUUUAACUAAUGGAAAUAUAAACAAUAUGAAAUGA
This is a messenger RNA of Metopolophium dirhodum (rose-grain aphid), 881 nucleotides long. RefSeq names its product proteasome subunit beta type-2 (gene Prosbeta4). The transcript is spliced from 4 exons. Gene Ontology annotation, biological process: proteasomal protein catabolic process. Bases 161 to 793 code for a protein of 210 amino acids. The record is from RefSeq and is a predicted model, not a curated record. Gene Ontology annotation, cellular component: proteasome core complex. Lineage: Eukaryota; Metazoa; Arthropoda; Insecta; Hemiptera; Aphididae.